AUGAACGCCAGGCAGUGGUUGGAGAAGCUGGUGGCCUUUGACACCACCAGCCGCAACUCGAACCUCGAGCUCAUCCACUACUGCAGGAACUACCUGGAGGGGCUCGGCGUCAAGUGCACGCUUGUGCACAACCGCGAGAGGACGAAAGCGAACCUGUGGGCGACGCUGCCGGGCGACGGCGGCGUGACCGACGGCGGCAUCAUUUUCUCCGGCCACACCGACGUGGUGCCGGUGGACGGGCAGAAGUGGGACAGCGACCCGUUCACGCUGACGGAGAGGGACGGGAAGUUGUACGGGCGCGGGACUUGCGACAUGAAGGGCUUCGUCGCCGUCUGCAUGGCGCUCACCCCCGAGCUGCUGAAGAUGAAGCGGGCGAAGCCGAUCCAUUUGCGUGGACGUACGACGAGGAG
This is a messenger RNA of Trypanosoma conorhini, 410 nucleotides long. RefSeq names its product glutamamyl carboxypeptidase. The record is from RefSeq and is a predicted model, not a curated record. Gene Ontology annotation, biological process: L-arginine biosynthetic process. Lineage: Eukaryota; Euglenozoa; Kinetoplastea; Trypanosomatida; Trypanosomatidae. Gene Ontology annotation, molecular function: acetylornithine deacetylase activity. The transcript has a single exon. The annotation marks the transcript as partial.